Messenger RNA from Trichechus manatus latirostris (Florida manatee), 2730 nucleotides. RefSeq names its product RNA polymerase II associated protein 2 (gene RPAP2). Gene Ontology annotation, molecular function: RNA polymerase II CTD heptapeptide repeat phosphatase activity; RNA polymerase core enzyme binding. The record is from RefSeq and is a predicted model, not a curated record. Gene Ontology annotation, cellular component: cytoplasm; nucleus. Lineage: Eukaryota; Metazoa; Chordata; Mammalia; Sirenia; Trichechidae. The transcript has 15 exons. Bases 15 to 1931 code for a protein of 638 amino acids.
GACGACGCACCCCUAUGGCUGACUGGGUCGGUCCGCUUUCGCCGGGCCGCAAGGCCCGGGCUCCGGGCGCCUACUCUAAGGCCGCAGGUACCAAACACACAAGAGCCUCCAAACAAGAAGAUGCUUCUAAGAGGAAAGCAGAACUAGAAGCAGCUGUGAGAAAAAAGAUUGAAUUUGAGAGAAAAGCUCUAUGUAUUGUUGAACAGCUUUUAGAAGAGAAUAUUACAGAAGAAUUCCUGAAGGACUGUGGGAUGUUCAUCACGUCUGCUCACUACAGUGAUGUUGUGGAUGAGCGUACUAUUAGCAAACUCUGUGGUUAUCCAAUAUGUCAGAAGAAGCUGGGAAUUGUACCAAAACAGAAAUACAGAAUUUCUACCAAAACCAAUAAAGUCUAUGAUAUUACUGAAAGAAAGUCUUUUUGCAGCAAUUUUUGUUAUAAAGCAUCUAAGUUUUUUCAAGCACAAAUUCCCAAAACUCCAGUAUGGAUUCGAGAAGAAGAAAGGUAUCCUGAUUUUCAGCUGCUGAAAGAAGGACAAAGAAUGAAAUUCCCUGGUUAUCGGUCACCACCUUUAUUACAUGGAAUUGAGCACAAUGGGCAUUCUGGAGAAGAAGUACAGUUACGUAGUCAGGCCAUUAAAAUGUCAGAUAUUGAAAAUCCUGGCCAUUCUGAAAAACAGUAUGAAUCUAGUUCUUCUAGCACUCGUAGUGAUAGUAGCAGUGAUAAUGAGCAAGACUUUGUUUCCUCCAUUCUUCCAGGAAACAAACCAAAUGCAGCGGGUAUAAGUCCACAGCUGCACAAAAAAAGCAUAAUGAGAAAGAAAGCUGGUCACAAAGUUAACCCCAAACACAACGACAAAGAACAGGCAAUAGUAGAUGUCGCUGAGCGGUUAGACAAUUGCAGAUUAGAUAGUCAGGAGAAAGCUGCUGCUUGUGUCCUUCCUUCACAGAAUGUAAAUGCUCAGAUUUCGUCAAACAAUCCUUUGCAAGAAAAAUUAAAAGCCUCUGAAAAUAAAUACAGUAGCUCAGAAGUAACUCUAGUAGGCAUAAGUAAGAAAAGUGCAGAACAUUUUAAAAGGAAAUUUGCCAAAUCAAACCAAGUUUCUAGGUCAGCGUCUAGUUCAGUGCAGGUUUCUCCUGAAGUUGCAAAGACAAACUUACUUAAAGUCCUGAAGGAGACUUUGAUUGAGUGGAAGACAGAGGAAACUUUGAGAUUUUUGUAUGGUCAGAAUUAUGCUUCUGUGUGUCUGAAACCCCCUUCAGUCUGUUUGAUUGAAGCAGAAGAACUUGAUGAAGAUGACUUAAAUUCUGACCCAGUCAGUCAUCCUCUUGUCUUGAGGGAAUCUCAGAACAGUUUGGAUGAGGCUUUGCCUUUCAGAGGUUCAGAUACAGCCAUCAAUCCAUUGCCAAGUUAUGAGAACUUGAAAAAAGAAACUGAAACAUUAAAUCUAAGGAUCAGGGAAUUUUAUAGAGGUCGAUAUGUUUUGAAUGAAGAAUCCAGCAUGUCACAAGACUCGGAGGAGCGUAAUCUCACCUUUCCACUGAUGGAUUCAAGUUCUCAGAACCAGAUUAGAAAACGCAUCGUACUUGAAAAAUUGAGUAAAGUAUUGCCUGGACUUUUGGGACCUCUUCAGAUUACGUUAGGAGAUAUUUACACACAACUUAAAAAUCUUGUCCGAACUUUCAGAUUAACAAAUAGAAAUAUUAUACACAAAUCUGCUGAGUGGACCUUAAUUGCUAUGGUGUUGCUAUCGUUGAUAUAUUCCAAGGAGUGGGAUUGCUGGAUCAUAAGACUGACCCCUAUUCUUGGUAUUCAGAAGCAUUCUCAGGAAAAUGUGGUGUUUACACAGUUUAUAGCCACCCUGCUUGAAGAAUUACAUUUAAAGAAUGAAGACCUUGAAAGUUUAACCAUCAUAUUUAGAACCGGCUGUUAACAAGAGCGAUAGAAUCCAUGAAGAGAGAACAGAGGAUGAACUUCUGUUGUUUGCCAUUUCUGGAAUCUUGGCUCUGAUGAUGGUCUAUGGUGACUGAUAACUAGCUUUUUUCCAAGAAAGACCUUUGCCUCCUUAGGUUUCAGCCUCCUAUCCCCCAGUCCCUAACUGCAGAGAAUGACUUCUCAGAUAGAGGAAAAUUAUUAUUCCAACAAGGAUAACCAAGUCCUUCCAUCCCUAGCUACAAGAGAUAGUAUUUUUAUUUAUUUGAAAAUGAAAGUUGAAAUCUUAAAUUGAAACUUGAAUGAAUAUUCAAGAAAAUAUAAAGCCCUUUUAUUUUUCUGGGUGAUUCCCACCAUCAUGUCAGUUGAUCAAAAAAUUGAGAAGAUUCCCAUUUUGGCCCCACAGUCUAAACUCUAGAUUCUAAAUAGCAAACAGUUAGGUCAAUAAAUGCAAUCUAAGAUGAAGCGCUUUGGAAGUCUAGUCAUUAUUCUUUUAAAGAAACUGACUGUGCUGUAAAAUGGUCCAGAGCCAAGUGGUUAACCUCACAAGGCCAAAGCAGGAGUAUCCUAGACCUUUCUGAACUCAAGGAAAUUAAACAAAAAUAAUAAUAAUAAUAAUAAUAAUAAACAGAACACCCAGAAUGGAAAUAUUGAGAAUGUUCAUGCAUUGUGAAGAAUGUAUAACCAAUGUCACUGAACAAUUCAUGUAGAAGUUAUUGAACGGGAACCGAAACUGCUGUGUAAACCUUCACUGAAAAUACAAUAAAAUAUUAUUUUAAAAUAAUAAUAACAACAACAAA